Messenger RNA from Desarmillaria tabescens, 1978 nucleotides. RefSeq lists its product as uncharacterized. The transcript is spliced from 5 exons. Bases 72 to 1976 code for a protein of 634 amino acids. Gene Ontology annotation, cellular component: TRAPPIII protein complex. The record is from RefSeq and is a predicted model, not a curated record. NCBI's taxonomy places the organism in Eukaryota, Fungi, Basidiomycota, Agaricomycetes, Agaricales, Physalacriaceae.
CACAGCUCUUUUGGGGGGAUUUUAUUUUAUAUUUAUUUACUUAACUAUUUCUCGCUUCGACCUCCACCACGAUGGACGGGCCUGCUCAUCUGUUGUCGCUCAAGGUCAUGCGAGUCUCUCGUCCGUCGCUGGCGAGCUCCUGGCAACCAUUUUAUUCCAGUUCCCCGUCCUUCUCAGCACAUUCAACUGCAUCUAUAAUGUCUCUUCAAGGAAAUACACCCUUGUCGGGUUAUCCGAAAACACUAAGGGAUUUCACUCAAGCCUCAGAAUUGCUCACUUCUUCCUUCCUCGGAGAGACCUUUUCCAGCUGUCUUUGCGUGAACAAUGAGGCGAAUGUCGACGUUGAGGGCGUCCACAUGAAAGUCGAGAUGCAGACUGUUACAGCGAAGGUGUUACUGGCUGAAUUCGGAACUUCAGACCAUCGAUUGAGCACCGGGGAUACGCUUGAAAGUAUCGUCCAUCACGAGAUUAAAGAGCUUGGGCAGCAUGUUCUUGCUUGCACUGUGACAUACCGGCUGCCUCCGGGUGUUCGCAUCGCCUCUCAAACAGAAGAUAGCAAUCAAGACCCAGCUUUACAAACGUUUAGAAAGUUCUACAAGUUCGCAGUUACGAACCCAUUAUCCGUUAAGACAAAAGUUCAUGUCCCAAGGUCUCCUUCAGCUAUGACCAAUCUCGAUGAGCGAGACAAAGUGUUCCUCGAAGUCCACAUCCAAAACCUCACCCAGGAGCCCAUCUGGUUCGAACGGAUGCGGUUUGAAUGUGCAGAUGGCUGGAAUGUGAAGGAUGCGAAUAAUUUGAUCACAGAUGAAGAUGAAGAUGAAGAGAAAAGCAUAUUUACUGGUACCACUGCGCUCAUGAACCCUCAAGACAUGAGACAGUAUAUCUACAUCCUGGACCCUAAGACGCAUACACUGGAACCUCCAGCCAAUGCACCAGGAAGCAUCAUUCCUCUCGGCCGGCUCGAUAUCUCAUGGCGGUCGUCCUACGGCGAACCUGGCCGUCUCCUCACUUCCAUGCUCUCUCGUCGCAUACCACUACUUCAACAACCUCCACAACAGCCCGCAUCUGCCCUCCCACCGUAUCUCAAGCGCACCGUCGCGGCAGCAUCUGUGUCUGGGUUACCACCUCGUCCCCGAUCACCUCAGCACUCACAGUCACGACCCAGCUCCCCAGUUCCCACAUCACGACCUGGCUCUCCAUUCCGAAAUCGCCCAGCCUCUGUGGGCCCAAGCCGCGCUCAAUCGCCACCACUUCCACCCACGACAAACCCAAUACCAGGUAUCGAUGUUCACCUCAUCGUACGCGACUUUCCGCGGAGUUCAAUUGCAUUGCAAAAGCCAUUCACCAUAUCUUGCACGCUAACAAUCAGCACCUCUAUUCCUUUUGAUAAACGGCAUUUCACCCGUAUACUGACCUUGGCGGUGCAGCACGUCCAACCCCCCAAGAAUGUACCUGUACCCGCUUCUGUGAAUAACCUUAUGGCCACUCAAUCGGACUCAUUCACGCGUGUUUCAACCUCAGGUUUCUCCACCCCGUCUCCCACUUCAACCUUGUUCAAUUACCCCUUGGCACAACAAAAACUUCUCGUCGCUUCUCCAAGGCAAACCAUGCUGGAGAUAGAUACCAACGAGGCCCUUCUCCCACCCCCAUUUUCUGAAGUACCACCCGACGAAUGCAAAAUACCUCAGUCAGGCGUGGGUUUCUGUGGAGCCUCAGCGAUUUUCUUAUCUCCUAUUCAGCUGUCUGCAGCAGAUUCCGUUGAACUCAGCACAAAAGUCUCUGCCUCACAAGACUUUGAGCUAACAUAUAUCCCACUUCAGCCUGGGUUUGUGUCAUUUGGAGGGCUAAGAGCGCUGCUGGUCGAGGAUAAGUUCACUAGUACAAUUAUAGGGAUGGACGGUUUUGCAGAGGCUCUUGAGAAGGCACGGACUUUGAAGGUGUGGGAUGUUGUCGGGGAGGUGUGGGUUCCAUCUUAGUU